This is a messenger RNA of Mytilinidion resinicola, 492 nucleotides long. RefSeq lists its product as uncharacterized. The annotation marks the transcript as partial. Lineage: Eukaryota; Fungi; Ascomycota; Dothideomycetes; Mytilinidiales; Mytilinidiaceae. The transcript is spliced from 2 exons. The record is from RefSeq and is a predicted model, not a curated record.
CCAUCUGAUUUCGACGUAGACCUUCGGAAAAUGCGCGCUCAACGGCAAGAUGGGAGUUGUGACUGGUUUCAAAGGCUUGGGAAGUACAGAGGCUGGGUAAAUUCCAGAUACCAUACACAUGCGAUUUUAUGGGUGUAUGGCGCUCCUGGCUGUGGAAAGUCGGUCUUGGCUUCGUCCAUCAUCGACCACCUCAAAGAGGCAACGGAUAAGCCGAUCUUGUAUUUCUUCUGCAAGAACGACAACGUUGACAAGAAUUCGUCCUUAGCGGUUCUUCGUAGCCUCAUUGCCCAACUUCUACUCUGGGCCCCAGGCCUUCUCACCCACAUCGAAGGAAGUUUCCAGAAAAGUGGGAAGCGGCAGAUAGACUCUUUCUAUGCCCUUCUACCAAUCUUUUUAACAUGUUUAGCAAAUGCUCGCACUGGAUAUAUUGUGAUCGAUGGUGUCGAUGAAUGCGAUGAGAGUGCUAUAUCCGAUCUUUGCAGCGCUACCAAA